Molecule: messenger RNA, 1536 nt
Organism: Geosmithia morbida
Lineage: Eukaryota; Fungi; Ascomycota; Sordariomycetes; Hypocreales; Bionectriaceae
Exons: 3
Coding region: 1-1536 (511 amino acids)
Biological process (GO): carbohydrate metabolic process
Source: RefSeq, a predicted model, not a curated record
AUGGUGCGUCUUACCAGCUAUCUUGCCGGCACGGCCGCGGUUACUACUGCUGCUGCUGCCGCCGCAGGCUGUCCAGACUACCUGGACUACUCGUCCGAGCGCCACGCCCCCUUCUCGUCGGGGGUGCACGAGUUCCCCUCCCAGCGGCCCAGCGAGGAGUGCCGCACCUACAAGGUCGACGAGGCCGAGGCCGUGAUAAGCCGUGCGAUGAACCGGACCAUCGCGGACCCGGACCUGUACCGGCUCUUCGCCAACACCUGGCCCAGCACGCUGGACACGACGGUGCGCUGGACGGGCGCGUCGGCCGACGACGCCGACGAGGAGCUCGCCUUCAUCAUCACGGGCGACAUCAACGCCAUGUGGAUGCGCGACAGCGCCAACCAGCUCCAAUCGUACAAGGCCAUCCUCGCGCUGGGCAACGAGCGCAUCGCAAGCCUCUACAGGGGAGCCAUCAACCUCCAGGCCCGCUACAUGACGCGGAGCCCCUACUGCAACGCCUUUCAGCCGCCGCCCGAGUCGGGACUCGCCCCGCAGGCCGACCACGCCGACGGCGACACCGUCCGCCCCGCCUACGACCCGGACUUCGUCUUCGAGUGCAAGUACGAGAUCGACUCCCUCGCCGCCUUCUUCCAGCUGAGCUGGGACUACUACCACGGCACCGGCGAUGCCGCCUUCUUCUCCCGCUUCGGCUGGAGCAAGGCCGUGCGCACCGUCCUCGACGUCGCCUACGACCUCCAGGCCGGCACGUACGCCGACGACGGGUCCGUCAACGAGUCGCCCUACACGUGGGCUCGCCAGGCCACCACCGCCACCGAAAACGUGCCCAACUCCGGUGCCGGCUCGCCCGUCGGCGGCGGCACCGGCCUGGUCCGCAGCUUCUUCCGCCCCUCCGACGACUCAUGCACAUACCAGUACUUCGUCCCGGGCAACAUGAUGUUCGCCCAGUUCGUCGGUGCCUCGGCCGAGAUCAUGGACACCAUCGAUGGCGACAUGGCUGCCGAGAUGAGGGAGUUGGCCCGCGUUAUCCGCAAGGCUAUAGAGGAUCACGCCAUCGUCACACACCCUCAGUUUGGCAACGUUUAUGCCUUUGAGGUUGACGGGUUUGGAUCUUUCAACCUGAUGGACGACGCCAAUAUCCCCUCCCUCCUGAGCAUCCCCCACCUGGGCUAUAAGCCCGUCACGGACCCCGUCUAUAGAAACACUCGGGCCUUCGUCCUCAGCAAGUCAAACCCGUACUACGCCUACGGCCCCAUCAUCAAUGCCACCGGCGGUCCCCACCUCGGCCCCGGCAAGGGGUGGCCCAUGGGUGUCGUCAUGCAGAUCAUGACCUCUGACGACGAUGAUGAGAUCGUCCAGGGAAUCAGGCAGAUCCUGGCGUCUACCAGCGGUCUUGGCCUGAUUCAUGAGUCUGUCAAUAGCCAUAAUGAGACGGACUAUACUCGCCCUUGGUUCGCAUGGGCAAAUGGUCUUUUUGGGCAAAUGAUUCUUGAUCUAGCUGAUCGUAAACCAGAGAUUCUGGCCAAGAGUUACCAGUAG